Messenger RNA from Exophiala mesophila, 1090 nucleotides. RefSeq lists its product as uncharacterized. The record is from RefSeq and is a predicted model, not a curated record. Gene Ontology annotation, cellular component: COPI vesicle coat. Gene Ontology annotation, biological process: retrograde vesicle-mediated transport, Golgi to endoplasmic reticulum; intra-Golgi vesicle-mediated transport; intracellular protein transport. The transcript has 2 exons. The coding region runs from base 97 to 690 and encodes 197 amino acids. NCBI's taxonomy places the organism in Eukaryota, Fungi, Ascomycota, Eurotiomycetes, Chaetothyriales, Herpotrichiellaceae.
GUUGAGGGUCAAUGAAACCUCCUGGCCUAUUCCUCGUCCAUCCCUCAAUCGCACGAGAGCAAGUUGCAUCAGCACCGGACCGGAUCAUCAGCCAACAUGGCUCUCUCACUAUACAGCGUGGUCGGAGUGCUGAUCCUCGCUGCAGACGGACCCCCUGACACCUCACGACUCUUUGCCAAAUACUAUACCGCCCCUCACACAUCCACAACCCAGCCGACGCCGACACAACCGUAUGCCAACGUGAAGGAACAAAAGGCAUUCGAGAAGGGACUGCUCGAAAAGACCGCCAAAGCCACCUCCGACGUGAUCCUCUACGACAACAAAGUGGUGGUGUUCAAGAACGAGAGCGAUGUAAUGCUCUACGUGGUGGGAGGCGCUGAAGAGAACGAGAUCUUACUGUACAACGUGAUCCUUGCGUUGAGAGAUACAUUGAGCAUUCUGUUAAAAAACUCAACCGACAAGCGGACGAUAAUGGAGAACUACGAUCUAGUGACACUAGCGAUCGACGAGAUCGUCGACGAUGGCAUCGUUCUGGAGACAGACCCCGUCAUGGUCGCGUCCAGAGUGUCAAAGGCACCCGCUCAGGAUGCCCCUAACAUGAAGAACAUUGAUCUCAGCGAACAAGGCAUCCAGAAUUUGUGGGAGUUUGGCAAGAAGCAGGGUAUGGAGUUUGUCCGGAGGAACUUAUGAUGGAAGACCAUGCGCGGAUAUGUUGGAGUUCAAAAUUUUCAGUAUUGCAUGACAUGAUAAUAGAGCAAUACCUCAUUCUAAAGAUGACGAGACCACUGGGCGCUAGGGGCUUGUUUACGCAUCGCCAGUGACGGAGGAUGCUAUGCUGUUUGGACCUUGAGACCCCUCUCCUGCAAUUGCAAAGAGACAUGGAUUCCUGGUGCCGUAUACUAGAACAAGCCAACCCCAGGUUGACCGAUGGCUUGUGCAGUCAAUGCCAUCAAUGGUUGUGAUCAACCUUCAGCCUUGCCACUCAGUAGGAAAUGUUUGGCUGGAGUCACAACCUAGCCUUGCGAAGAAUCUCAGUCUCAUAGCCUCGCGUUCUUAGUAGCCUUGCCGGGGUUAAUUUUUCCGAUGCCCG